Colletotrichum navitas is the source of this 466-nucleotide messenger RNA. RefSeq lists its product as uncharacterized. The record is from RefSeq and is a predicted model, not a curated record. Lineage: Eukaryota; Fungi; Ascomycota; Sordariomycetes; Glomerellales; Glomerellaceae. The transcript has a single exon. Bases 116 to 400 code for a protein of 94 amino acids.
UGUCGAGCACGGGCUUGACGAUGUUCACUGCGAGAUCAAGGAGUUCAGGCUCUUAAACCUCGUCAAGGUCCUACAGCAAGACGCACACGACCAUCCUCCCGAAUAUCAGUAAUAUAUGUACCAGCUUUCCGAUCAGCUGGGAACCGCCAUUACGAGCUCAGACAAGCCCCGUCAGGAAGGCACAAAGGGGAUCUAUUUACGCCGAACCAGUAGCAAGCCCGCCAAUAUAUUCGCGCUAACCUGCCGACAUGUCUGCUUUAUCAGCUCUGAGGUGGGUAGUCGGUUGUCAGGAAAAGAGACGCUACCUAGCAAGCCCGUCAUCCAGCUGCCAGAGAGGGCAUACAAUAGAUACAUGGGCUCACUAGAGACCUCCAGAAACAGGGUAACUACAGCAAUCUAAUACACAGAGCAGAAACAAGAGGCUUACUACGUUAAUUUAUCUAUAAAUAUUACUAAACUUAAAGGC